UGUCCUUUGGCGCUACUGCUCCAGGUAGUAGAGGAGCAACUCCAGAGGGAGAAACAAGUAGUGGAGAACAUAGCCACCCGGCCCCGGAUGUAUCACUCGUAUCAGGAGGAGAAGCAGAGGAGGAGAAUGCGAAUGCCAUUAGGACAACAGAUAGUGUUGGUUUCAAAACGGCCGCGUUUGGAAGUCGUGAAGACGAGGGUCGCAAUGCAGGCGCUCAAUCCUCGGUACUAACAUCUUCAAGUUCAUCUUCAUCUGCUUUUGCGGAGCUGAUUUACACUGAUGAAAGAGGCUGGGAGGAUUUGUCGCGUGGCUCACUAAGGCGAGUAGGCGGACAGCCAAUGUUGCGCGACGUAGCGAGACUUGUCAAACGAAG
Amoebophrya sp. A25 is the source of this 373-nucleotide messenger RNA. NCBI's taxonomy places the organism in Eukaryota, Dinophyceae, Syndiniales, Amoebophryaceae. The record is from the annotation of a GenBank genome assembly.